UUCAGUAUCUACCCAAGAUUACGCUUCCUGUAGUCCGUUCGUUAGCCAGUUAGUCAGUUACUCCUGUACUCUGUAGUUGGGGAUUUAGCAGCGGUCAAUUCAGUUCCGACCUGCAGCUCGGAUCAUGACGUAUGGGGAUGGCGGGGAACGGAACCGGCCAUCAAUUGCUUGCUUGGGGAAAUGAAACAACGACAACGACAACAACAACAUCAUCAUCAUCAUUAUUAUCCUCCCCCACCACCGACCACCAUCACCAUCAUAUCCACCCUCAUAUCCACUAUUCACGAUCCACGCGAUUCAUGAUGCAUACGAAUCCACCAUCCAUCCGGACCGGAGGAGUAGGACCAAACCAUCACGGUGAUUCAACCGGUUUCCCUGAACUUGGUCGGCUUUCCCUCCCCUUCUUUCCCACUGGUUCGACCUGCCCAGUCGCCGUCCUCCUGAUCCCCCGUCUGGCGCUAUAAUCCCCACCCGUUAUAUGCUUUCUUUUCCCUUCCACCUCUCCAUCCGCCACUCCUGGAACGCCUUGGGCCCCGUCCCUCCCGCGACCCUUUCUCUGCCUCUCUCUCCCCUUCUGCGUCCUUCUAUCUCGACCCGUGCAUGAGGGAUUGGUUGUUUAUAAGCCAACCCUGCCGACGGAUUCCCGACCAGCUGAUGACUGGCUUGCCCGCUUGCAUACCGGCUUGAUUGCGCAAUUGGGGUGAUUGGUUACUAUUCCGG
Aspergillus ibericus CBS 121593 is the source of this 720-nucleotide messenger RNA. RefSeq lists its product as uncharacterized. NCBI's taxonomy places the organism in Eukaryota, Fungi, Ascomycota, Eurotiomycetes, Eurotiales, Aspergillaceae. The record is from RefSeq and is a predicted model, not a curated record. The transcript has a single exon. Bases 138 to 464 code for a protein of 108 amino acids.